ACUUAUACAGACAAUAGGGCCCAUUAUGACGUGUCCCACUUAGUGUUCGCUGUUCUCUGCUGUAAUAAUCUAAGGAUUUGUGUGCACGGUUACACAGAUCAGAAAAUAGUGUGUUUUAUAUAUAUCAAAUAAUCUUAAUAUUUCUGAAACUAUGGACGCCCCCGAAGAGAAAACUUGUCUUUCUGCUGCGCAAAGAAGAGCAGAAAUUCGGAGGCGAAAAUUGCUCAUGAAUUCCGAAGACCGAAUGAACAGAAUCGUGGGUUUCACCAAAGCUGAAGCUGAAAAGAACGGAGCGUCAAGUCUUGUCACAGAGCCUAGGUUCCAUCUGGACUUGGACAGGAACAAGCCGUGGUCAGCAUCCUCAUCCCCAAGACUGUCUCCAUUCCUCCCAGAGGCAGUAGGCAGCAGCCACCCCCACAGCGAUCUUCCAGAGAGGAAAGGGUCUCCCCUGCCAGACAGCAGUGAGGUGCUGGGUGGGGGGGGUGUAGACAAGGAUGUGACUCCAGGGGUCCGACACAGGCCACGGGGAGAGGCCCAGCUGGCAGCUGAUGAGCCCAGCCAUUCCGAAUCCCCACGCAGAGGGUUGCAGAAGUAUCUGUCCCGCUUUGAUGACGCCAUGAAGCUCAGAGGCCAACUGGCCAAUGAGAAUCAAGCCCAGGAUGCAGCUGGCUCAGACCCAGAAGAGUUGGACUCCUUCAGGCUCUUCAGGCUUGUCGGCAGUGUCCUCCUCGCCAUCUUUGUCAGAGGUUUUGUCUGCAAGUAUCUGUCCAUAUUCGCACCAUUUCUCACCCUCGAACUGGCCUACAUGGGGUUGUACAAGUAUUUUCCAAAGGUUGAGAAGAAGAUGCAGACCACAGUGCUGACCGCCGCCCUCCUGCUGUCUGGUAUCCCCGCUGAGGUCAUCAACCGCUUCAUGGACACCUACAGGAAGAUGGCUGACGUCUUCGCCGACCUCUGUGUCUACUUCUUCACCUUCGUCCUCAGUCACGAGAUCCUGCUGUUGGUUAGUUCAGAAGAGACUGAUACUCCCUGAUGGACUGGAGGUCGCCGUGCUAUGGCGCUGGCAAUGUCACCCCCUCUGGGUGACAAGAGGGCAUGACCCCUGAUAGUGAUCCUUCACCCUACCUCCCAACCAUGUCCCAUCCUGAGUCAGUACACCCCAUAGGGGAGGGUGUUCGGAGGUGCAGGGUCCGCAGGUGGAUAAGAGAGGAAGACAGAACUAACUGGUUGAACAAGGUAACAUAACAUGCAUUGGUGUUCUGGCCCUCUACUAUCCAGUAAAACAACACAUUUCACUGCACCUAUCUGUUGUAUAUUAAACAUCUUACAUAUGAAUCUUGUCCAUAGGAGCUGCUUUAAGUUACUGUUUAAGUAGCUCCCUACAGUGUUUACAUAAGGGGUUCAGUUACUUUGCGAUUUUGUUUGUUUCAAGUGAAUUAAUCUAUCUCGUAUGGAAGACAGGAGAAGCACUUGUCUUUUUUUUUUGAAUGUUUUUUUUGCACCCUUUUAUGCUUAAAGACAUUGUUGACUUUAUCUGUACAUGUGCAAGCUCUUAUUAAAAGAGUUCAAUUGUGUCAUCUGAACUAGGAGAAUAAUUGCUUAGGAUUGUCUUUUUGGAACGUGUGUUUUGUCACUGCUAUUCAGUGUUGGGCGGUGGGGUCUUAUUAGCUUGUAUAUUAUCUGUGCUGAAUAACUCUGAUUUGUGGAAAUGUCAUGUAUUGCUCUCCUAGUUAUCCCAGCCUCACUAAUACUGUCUUUCUGUGGCAUGCUACAUCAUCUGUUAAUUAAACAAAACAAAUGUAUUUAACAAGGCAAGUCAGUUGAGAUCAAAUUCUUAUUUUCAAUGACAGUCUAGGAACAGUGGGUUUAACUGCCUUGUCAACUCGGGGAUUCGAUCUAGCAACCUUUCGGUUACUAGUCCAACACUGUAACCACUAGGCUACCUGCCUCCCCAAAUCCUACAUGGCAUCCAAAUUAAGUUAUUCAGUUGGUGUGAGGCUUUUUUUAUUUUCUUUGUAACUUCAUUGGUGUGAUCUUGUUUGUCAGAUCGACUUGAUUCAUUUUCAUAAUUUUGAAAAUUAUAAUUUUGUUAAGGGUAAAUGCUUUAUUCAUGCUUUAUUUAUUGUAUGUGAAAUAUUGAAAUCAAUAUCAAACACAAAGAUAAAGAGAUGGGAAUGUUGCAUCUUAUAGUGGUAUUUAAGUUCUGCUAACAACAUGCUGUAAUGAAUAUGCUGUGUUAAACAAAUAAAACCUUGGAACAUUUCA
Messenger RNA from Salvelinus namaycush (lake trout), 2265 nucleotides. Its product is annotated as calcium signal-modulating cyclophilin ligand-like. The transcript is spliced from 4 exons. The record is from RefSeq and is a predicted model, not a curated record. Gene Ontology annotation, cellular component: GET complex. Gene Ontology annotation, biological process: tail-anchored membrane protein insertion into ER membrane. Bases 152 to 1033 code for a protein of 293 amino acids. Lineage: Eukaryota; Metazoa; Chordata; Actinopteri; Salmoniformes; Salmonidae.